CAACUGUCAGUGAUGUUGAGCGGGCGUGUUAGUAUUUGAGCUGCGGAUCUGAGCGUGAGUGGUUGUGUGUUAGUGUGUUAUCGGUGUAGAAUGUUGUGUUUGAUUGUUUCACUUGUGCGAGGAUAUUGAAGAGGUGUCGAUCAGUGCCAACAAAGAAAGGUCAGACAAAAGUCCGUGGUGAAGGAAACAACACUCUGUUGUGACAGAUGAACUUGUUGCAAACAUUGACAGAACCAGAAAGUUAUUUCAUGAUCACAUUCUUAUGACUUACACUGAUUUUGGAGGGGCCAUGUAUGAACCAGUUAAUACUACCAGUAAAAGGCCUAUUGCAUGUACCUGGCUGUAGAAACCACAUUUUUAUCAAAAUUCAGGCACAUUCAGAAUGGAUGUUAUAAAUAAACUAUAUUCAACAGUGAGCACAACAGUGUCCCAGUUGUCUGGGGUGCUUCCUGGUAAUCCAGUUACCAGAGAAUAUGAAAUAACAUCCUAUACAUGCACAGCAGGACCGAGUCAGCUGUGGAAAGUUUAUAAAGGCUAUAAGAAAUCAACAAAACAAGAUGGGUCAAUAUUUGUCUUUGAAAAGCGCACCUUGGAACGCUGCUCAAAAAUGGAACAGGAGAGAGUCAUGGAUCUAUUAAGAAGAGGAGUGUUUCAAUUGACCAGACUGAGGCAUCCUCAAAUAUUAACAGUCCAACACCCACUUGAGGAGUCAAGGGAAAGUUUGGCAUUCGCUGCAGAACCUGUUUUUACAAGUCUUGCAGAAUUAAUAAAGGACUCGGGUACUGCAUCUUCAGACCACAGUUCUGGUCAGAAGGGAGAGAAAUUGUAUGAAGUAGAAAUUAAACAUGGAUUGGUCCAGAUUGGAGAAGGACUUGUUUUUCUGCACAACAAUGUCAAACUGCUGCAUGGCAACAUCAACCCAGAAACUAUUUUAGUAAACCAACAAGGGGCUUGGAAAAUUUUUGGCUUUGACUUCUGCAUUUUGAAUUCAAGUAACCCAGAAGCAGAGCCAUUUUGGCCAUGUAAAGAUUAUUCGUAUAGUCAUCACCCAUACACCAUACCCAAUUUAGAUUACUUGGCACCAGAGUAUGCUCUAAGUUCUUCAUGCUCCCCUGCUAGUGAUAUAUAUUCCGUUGGCCAAGUGAUAAUUUCAGUAUAUAAUAAAGGACAGCCUCUGUUUUCUAACAAGGAAGAAUGGCACAUGUUCGAAAAAAGCUGUUCUGAGUUAAAACAGCUUUCUGAAGGAAGAAUCAGUUUUGUACCAGAAGGGAUAAGGACAUACGUAAAAAUGAUGCUUAAUGUGACUCCAGAAAUACGACCGGAUGCCCAUCAAUUUGUGAAGAUAAGUUACUUUGAAGAUGUCGGCGUGAAAACACUUACAUACCUUGAUUCUUUGUUCCAAUGGGACAAUCUUCAGAAGUCUCAAUUCUACAAAGGGUUGCCCCAGAUAAUACCUACAUUGCCGCAUCGUGUAUCAUUACACAGGAUACUACCAUGCUUGAUCAAAGAAUUUGUCAAUCCACCCAUGGUGCCUUUUGUGUUACCAAAUGUGUUACUGAUCACAGACCGGUGUACCAAGGAAGAAUAUAUAACUUUUGUGUUACCUCAUUUGAAACCUGUCAUGAAAAUCCAGGAACCUAUCCAGGUCCUGUUAAUUUUUAUGCAGAAAAUGGAAUUGCUUCUUUACCUCACGCCAUCGGAAGAAAUUAAAAACGAUGUGCUGCCUAUGAUAUAUAGAGCAUUAGAAUCAAAUGUUCAACAAAUACAAGAAUUAUGUCUUUCAGUGUUACCAACAUUUGCUGGACUGAUUGAUUAUCCUGCCAUGAAAAAUGCUUUGCUGCCCAGGAUAAAGAGACUGUGCACGUGGACUCAACAUGUAUCGGUGAGAGUAAAUUGUCUGAUAUGUAUAGGGAAAUUGUUGGAGCAUUUAGAUAAAUGGCUUGUUCUGGAUGAAGUUCUGCCAUUCUUGCCGACUAUCCCCUCACGUGAUCCAGCAGUAUUAAUGGGAAUAUUGGGAAUUUACAAGCUGGCACUGACUCAUAAGAAACUUGGAAUAACGAAAGAAUUUAUGGCAAACAAAAUUUUGCCAUUUUUGAUGCCACUGAGUAUUGAGAGUGAUCUCACACUUAAUCAGUUCAAUGCAUUUAUGUCAGUAAUUAAAGAAAUGGUGAACCGUGUUGACACUGAACAUCGAGCAAAAUUGGAGCAGUUACACAAACUUCAAGAAUCUCAGAGGACUUCUCCUCUUAACCUCCAAGACCUGCCUGCCAGAAGUCAAUCAACUGAUGUUGAAAAGCUGUUUAAUAGAAUGGGAAUAGACAGCUCACUGAGUAGCAGUGUCCCUGGUACUUCCUCACCUGAGUCUAAAGCUGAGUCUUCAAAUGGAUCGUCAAAAUCCCUUUCACUAGAAGAGAAACAGAGUAUUGCGCAACAACAAGAGCUACAGCAGAGGUUACAGGCUCAGCCUGUGCUAACUCCAUCUACAGUACCCGAUGACUUCUGUGGUUUAAUGACUAAACCUUUCUACAGUGCACACACAGGAAGGCAGCAGCCAAAGCGUAAGAAGGACCAACCUUCAGCAGCUUCAACAUCAUCUACCACUACAGUAACAUCUGAACCAUUUGGGGAGGAUUUCAGUGGAUUCUUGCAGAGGAACUUGAGCCAAAUGGAUUCUAGUUUGCGUAGCUCACCAAGAUCUCCACAGUCAUCAGUAAGCACACGAAGUGCUGGUGGAGAUACCUUUUCAGACGCGUUCUCAUCGUUUCAAUCAGCCGAUACAAGUAGUACAGAUAGUCAUCCAGUACAGUGGAGUGCAUCUGCUCCGACUAUUUCACCAGCAUUUAGACAGCCAGUUCAAAGCCAACAGUCACAGUGGAGUAAAACUGCUGUGGCAAGUGGGGCAGCUGGGACCCCCCAGCAGUUUAGAUUCCCAGUACAACAAUUUCCUAAGCCAGGUGGAUCAUCUUAUGCAUCAAGUGGAGUCCUGUUUCCAUCAUCUCACGCUUCAGGUACAAUAUCAUCAGAUUCAACGUACGUCCCAGGUCCAGCAUCGUCUGGUAUCUCCCUUUCUACCUCGAAAACUUCCACAUCUUCCUAUACUGCUACCUUAUUAUCGACGCCAUCACAUUUUACUCCUGGUACAGCUUCACCUGGAUCUAUUUCUGAAGCAUCAACCUCUUCAUCUACAUACCGUCUUGGUCCUGUAUCAUCCUUAUCCUCAACUACAUAUCCCUCUUCCUCAGUGCCAUCUUCAUCUUAUGGACUUAAUCCAGUACCAUCAUCAUUGUCAUCAACCCCAAAUACAGUGCCAUCUACUUCUUUCUACACCCCUAUCACAGUGUCAUCUACCUCUUGUUAUACCCCAGGUGCAGUAUCCUCUACCUCUUAUUAUUCCCCUGUUACCGAACCAAGUGAUACUGCUCGUAAACCUGUAAGAAAACUUUCCGUGUCUGAAAUAGAUGAUCUUUUACAGUAGUUCAUGCCCGUCCUUUUGUAUGGUUGAAAUGUGGAAAAUUGUCAAAGUUAUGUGAUUAAAUGUAUGAAAUAUUGAAAAUAAAAAUAUUUAUGUGACAAUGA
Schistocerca cancellata (South American locust) is the source of this 3576-nucleotide messenger RNA. Its product is annotated as SCY1-like protein 2. NCBI's taxonomy places the organism in Eukaryota, Metazoa, Arthropoda, Insecta, Orthoptera, Acrididae. The record is from RefSeq and is a predicted model, not a curated record. The coding region runs from base 383 to 3475 and encodes 1030 amino acids. The transcript is spliced from 17 exons. Gene Ontology annotation, biological process: protein phosphorylation. Gene Ontology annotation, molecular function: protein kinase activity; ATP binding.